AGCCCAGGCCCUGCCUCCCGGACACACCGACGCUCACGUAGUCGCCCUUGCCACAACCCUGCGGGCUCUCCGAUGCGGCGAGCGAGCUGGGGAGGGGGCUUCUCUGCGGCCCAAAAGGGUUCCAGCCUAUUCAUCUAGCCCCAUGAUGGCCGUGGACAUCGAGUACAGGUACGGCUGCAUGGCUCCUUCCUUGCGCCGAGAGAGGUUUGCCUUUAAGAUCUCACCAAAGCCCAGCAAACCACUGAGGCCUUGUAUUCAGCUGAGCAGCAAGAAGGAAGCCAGUGGAAUGGUGGCCCCAGCUGUCCAGGAGAAGAAGGUGAAAAAGCGGGUGUCCUUCGCAGACAACCAAGGGCUGGCCUUGACAAUGGUCAAAGUGUUCUCAGAAUUCGAUGAGCCGCUAGAUAUCACAUUCAACAUCACCGAGCUCCUAGACAGCAUUGUGAGCUUGACGACAGCAGAGAGCGAGAGCUUUGUCCUGGAUUUUUCCCAGCCCUCUGCAGAUUACUUAGACUUUAGAAAUCGACUUCAGGCUGACCACGUCUGCCUUGAGAACUGUGUGCUCAAGGACAGGGCCAUUGCAGGCACUGUGAAGGUUCAGAACCUUGCAUUCGAGAAGACCGUGAAAAUAAGGAUGACGUUUGACACCUGGAAGAGCUACACAGACUUUCCUUGUCAGUACGUGAAGGACACUUACGCUGGUUCAGACAGGGACACGUUCUCCUUCCAUAUCAGCUUGCCCGAGAAGAUUCAGUCUUAUGAAAGAAUGGAGUUUGCUGUGUACUACGAGUGCAAUGGACAGACGCACUGGGACAGCAACAGAGGCAAGAACUAUAGGAUCAUCCGGGCUGAGUUAAAAUCUACCCAGGGAACGACCAAGCCCCACAAUGGACCGGAUUUGGGAAUAUCCUUUGACCAAUUUGGAAGCCCUCGGUGUUCCUAUGGUCUGUUUCCAGAGUGGCCAAGUUACUUGGGAUACGAAAAGCUAGGGCCCUACUACUAGUGACUGCGGGUGACAGGGCGUGGCAGAGCUGCCGCAGACAAGCCUAGCUCUGCUCACUGUGCAGUGGAGAUGGAAGGCCAGGGAGGAGCAAAGUGGAACUUCCAUGAGGCCCAGUUUGGGAAAAUAAAAGGAUCCUCUUCACUUCUUUCUUAAACCAGAAAAUCCAGCCAGGUUCAGAUUACACAAUUGGUGUCUCCCUCAAAGAAGCGGUGGUGGCUGGCGCGCUUGGGCACUGUGGCAGCCACGAGAGUCUGUGCAGGUCUGUGCUGGAAAGGGUAUGGAUGGGAACCAAGCCUGUGCCAGUGCUGAUGAAGCUGUAGGAGCUGAUGAAGCUGGAAGGAUCUCUGCUCUCCACUCAGAGGAGAGCAGAAAAAGCCGCUCAGCCCCGGCCACCUCGCGUUGGACCCUCACUGUUUGUCGUGUUCAUCUUUGGGUGCUCUCUGCCAGCCAGGCCUUUCCUGCAAGCUGCUGUGCUUCCCCGUCCACGUGUAUCUCUGUGCUGUGACACACUGACCUGACGCACGUUUCCAAUGCAGCUGCAGAAGAGAAAUGGGAUUGGCUCUUGUUUUCUGAAAGUUCAUCUUUUGCAUUUUAUGUUUUUCCACAAUCGAUCUGACGUUCAGGAAAAGAUAAUAAAGGCAAAAUGGUUGGUGAUUGAGAUAGGCAUUUCCUCCCCGCUUUUCUUGACCCCACAGAUCUAUUCCAGCGGAGAGCAACACACCAGUCAUCAAAACCCACUGGUUCCUAUGCGGUGGCACAGAUUGCAGGGUUCUGACGAGGCAGGACAGUCAUGAGUGGGGACAUUUUCCGCUUCUCCUCUUGCCUUCUAGGGGGAGCUUUCUAAGUCCCCACAUUUACCCUGAAUCACCGGGAAAAUCUGAUUUUUCCUUGGAAAGCUCAAUGACAAGAUUUGUUUUAACUUACUUGGCUGGUUUCAUUCUUUAUGAAAGAAUUUUGGAUCUCCCUUCCUGAAGUGUCGUCUUUUCUGCUGUGUUUAGGACAUUUGAUUUGCAGAUCCAAUGUUUCCUCAAAACCUGCAGAAAAUGGUUUUAUCUUGACUGUGAUUUACAAUAUCUAGAACACUUUACCAGCACCCAGGGACACGGAUUUGGGUGUUCUUAUUUAUGGUGUGUAUGGAAAGGGAUAGGGGAGAAAAACCUCACCCAAGUUCUUAUAGGUUAUUUUAAAUGUUUGCCAACUCUGACAUUUCAGAGAUUCGUUGUUCUUAACCAUAUUGGACUAAAGUCUGUUGGUUAGUGCUGUUGUGAAAGAGACCUCCGGGGCCGAGUGUGGUAGCUCAUGCCUGUAAUCUCCGCACUUUGGGAGGCCGCGGCGGGCAGAUCACCUGAUGUCAGGCGUUCAAGACCAGCCUGGCCAACGUGGUACAACCCCAUCUGUACUAAAAAUACAAAAUUUAGCUGAGUGUGAUGGCAGGCGCCUGUAAUCCAGCUACUCGGGAGGCUGAGGCAGGAGAAUCACUUGAACCCGGGAGGUGGAGGUUGCAGUGAGCCAAGAUCAUCAUGUCACUGCAUUCCAGCCUGAGCAACAUAGUGAAACUGUGUCUCAAAAAAAAAGAGAGACCUCUGGGACAAUCAUUAUCAGAUAGACCCCAAACCUGUGAUUUUUCUUGGGUAAGAUUGGUAUUUACUUAGGGGUGCUUUAAAAAUAUUUUUUUACAUGUAUAUUUGUAAGAAAUUGGGUUUUUUUUUUUUUCUUUCUAUUUUUGUUUGUUUUUGGAGUUUGGUUAAAUGACUCUUUUAUUUGCUGUUUUGCCUGAUCUUACUAAAGUGAAGUUUUCCUAAGGCAAGCAAGAAGAGGAGUGGAAGCACAGUUGCCUGGAUUUGGAGGCACAGCUGUUAGGCUUUUCAAGCUAAGAGUCUUGUGCUUGGGUUUUCCAGAUUAAUUUGAAAAGACCUCCCAUCGGUGGCUUUGUACAUAACCAACAGGCAGAUAUUGAGUGCCUUGGCUCCUAGAGUUUUGUGGUUGGGUUAGGUUGUUUUUGUUGGUGGUGGUGUUUUGUUUUGUUUUUGUUUUCAUUUUUGAAGUUUAAGAUGCCUUGACGUUUUAAAUGCUCUUAAAUGCUAUUCAAUGUAAUUCUUAUUCCUAAAACUGGCUGUUCUUAGCCUGAAUUCUAAUGCUUUGUUUUUUGUACCUCUCCCAGGUAGGUAACACUCUAGGAUCACAUGAUAAUAUAAUUUUAGGGGAAAUCACAUUUUUACCUUACGCUGUUACUGGGCAGAACCAUGUUGUAUGUAAACAUACCAGACAUCGGGUAACAGACAGUACUUUAAAUGUUGUAAAUUUGGUGAUCAGAGCUAUUAAUAGCAUAAAUUGAACUCAAAUGGAACAAAACUGAUGUCAUGUAGGUCCUGAAUUUUACUUUGCAUUAAGAAGUGCCCUCCCCACAAUGCAGGAAAGGCACAGAGUGCACUGGCAUUGACAUGUUACCCAACUAAGGAUCAUUCUGUGUUCAUAAGAAAAAGGCCUGCAGUGACUCUGUUUAAUAAAGUCAGUUGAAUUUGAUCUAAUAAUGAUCUUAAGACAUUCCCAUGUCAAAAUUUGAAAUAUGAUAAUUCAGUGAUAACUAUCUCUUCUAAAGCAGCCGUAAACCCUUCCCACUACCCGUCUUUCUCCUAGCUCACCCUGGCUUUUUUUGCUGGGGGCACUGGUUGCAAGACCCCAGCCAGCACACCUGGGAUGCUCACCCCACCGCACCGUUCAGAAGGCAAGUCCUCACCCGCUCGCAGAGACCCUUCUUCUCCAAUAAAAGACUCUACUUGCCUGACUUUCCUCAUCAGGGCUGUCAUUCAGUGAUGUAUGGGGGUCUGAAAAAUACUGCCUUCUAGCUGGCUUCUGUUUACCACUCGCUCCCCUGCUACCCUCCUGCCACAAACAGUCUUUUUCCUUUUGGCCCAGUUCUGUCCCGUGAAAUUCUCAGAUGGCCUCAGGAGCUGCACUGAUGGCUUCUCUCCUUGUUUGAUAGCUCUUCAUCAGUAGAUAAGCCUACACACUUCAGAGGGUGACAGGUUCCUUAGCUGGAAACUUCACUGCAGCCUAACUUGUAGAUUUGCCUUCAGACAGCUCUUGGUUAUGGUAACAAGUGACCCUUGAGUCCCAGAAUCUUUCCCAGGUUGCCCCAGAAAGACCAGCCACCUGGCACAGGUGCAGCUGUCCGGGAACAGGGAAGCAACUUCAUUUUUGUUGUAUAUUUAUUCCCUCAAGUGCCCUGCGGAGCAUUUGCCAGCUGGGUACAAUAAAUAAGCUGGAUUAUAUACAGAUAAUUAAUAAAUAAGCUUUCAGUAUCUCUUGGAAGACAUGAAGCAUUUGAGUGGGUUUCUUUAUUUAAAAAAUGAUUGUUCUACUGGAGCUGGUGAGAAAUAAUGGAGGCGUGCAGUUCUCCAGAAAUUAAAACAAUUUCAGAGUCAAUGGUAGAAUUUAAUUUACCUCUAAGAUUUCAUUUUAAUGGUGGUAAAAUAUGAUACAUUUUUAGAAGAUGUCAAUUUGGAACUGUUAGGAGAUUGCUUUGUGGUUUUGAUCUUUUCAAACCGUUUUCUUUUUGAAAAAAGGCAUUAGUUGUAGUCACAUGGACAUUAAAUGGGCCACAUAUGCUUAUCAAUCAAGAAAGUGUUCAUUUUUUUUGGAACUGCCCAUUUUCUGGAUCUUCCCUCUCAAUGGAUAGGGGAUGAAAACCUUGGUUGCCUUUUAUUUGUUUCCUCUUCUAAAAUUUCUCACCUGAAUGUAGUCCUGGGAGAGUCCCGAUCACAUCUCUCCUGACAUGUUCACUGAAAUUGGAGACAAGAAGUUACAUGGAUAAUGGGAUCUUGCAGGGUCACACGAAGACAAUUUGGCAGCUUAUCUUAAUUCCUACAGUGAGACAACACAUCUGGAACUGGGAAGGACAGCUGUUGUUACGGGCAGUUUUUCCUGGUCAUGGCUGUAAAGCUCUGCAACCCACGUUGUAAAACUGUGAAUGUUUUCAGUCUUGUUGACGAGUUUUUAGACUGCUGGACCUCUGAGGGCUUUGAGAGCGCAGCUGUGAGGAUGUUUCACUUGUACUUCAAUGCGAAUGUAGAACCAAGGACUCAUCUUCAUUUUAUACCUAAAAGUGCCUUGUCAAGAAAUUUCUGCAUGUUUUACAAGAUAAAUAUUUUUGUACACAAAGUUCAAGGGGAAAUGCACUUUAAAAAUCCCACGAAUGGAUGUUUUUUGUGUGGUAUGAGAGGUUUGUUUGUAUCUCAAGAGCAAAAAUGUAAUAAAGGAAGACAAAACAAAACUGAAA
This is a messenger RNA of Macaca mulatta (Rhesus monkey), 5279 nucleotides long. RefSeq names its product protein phosphatase 1 regulatory subunit 3B (gene PPP1R3B). Gene Ontology annotation, molecular function: protein phosphatase regulator activity; protein phosphatase 1 binding; glycogen binding. The record is from RefSeq and is a predicted model, not a curated record. Lineage: Eukaryota; Metazoa; Chordata; Mammalia; Primates; Cercopithecidae. Gene Ontology annotation, biological process: regulation of glycogen biosynthetic process; regulation of glycogen catabolic process. Gene Ontology annotation, cellular component: protein phosphatase type 1 complex.